UAAAUUAGUGCGGUAUCUUUAACUAGUUAUCCGUUAAGAGAAAGAAAUGAAGGCGGAGUAGCCGAUUAAUCCAGAAAAUGUUACUGAAAACACUCUUCCCCUUCGUCUUCCCCUUCACGUCGCCGAAUCCUCAACGUCCGGCGACCGAAAUUCGAUUCGCCCGGUGGAACAACGCCAACGCGGAGAAAUACAAUGCGCCGAAACGAAGUCAGAAAGAAAUCGAAGACGAGCUCCGGAUGACCAGACGCUUCGAAUCCGCCGAAAACAUAAUCGACGACGGCGAAAACGACAAGCAAAACACGAAAUCAAUCGGCACUCCCUCCGUACCUUCACGCCCCUCGAUUCCCGGCCGACAAUCAAAAUACUCGAAAAAAGUUCACCCCGCUUUCAAAGCAUUUCCUAAAUUCCAGAAAAUUCCACAAGGAGCUUCAGCUUCAGCUUCAGCUGCUGCUGUUUCGGGUAUCAAAAUUGGGGAGAAUGGAGUUUCUUAUUUGGUUCCGGAUGCUCCGUUUGAGUAUCGGUAUAGUUAUACCGAAACUCCCAAGGAUGUUAAGCCUUUGAAGCUCCGUGAAGCUGCAAUUCCGCCUUUUGGACCCGAUACUAUGCCUAGACCGUGGACGGGUAGAAAGCCGUUGCCGCCUAGUAAAAAGAGUUUCGAGUUUGAUUCUUUUAAGUUGCCGCCGCCACAUAAAAAAGGCGUUAAGCCUGUACAGUCUCCUGGUCCUUUUUUGGCUGGCUCGGGUCCGAAGUAUGUUCAUUCUAGGGAAGAUAUUUUAGGGGAGCCCUUGACUCAGGAGGAGAUUACUGACCUUGUUAAUUCUUGUUAUAAAUCUUCCCGCCAGCUUAAUUUGGGGAGAGACGGUUUUACGCAUAACAUGUUGGAAAAUAUUCAUGCUCAUUGGAAGCGGCGAAGGGUGUGCAAGAUCAAGUGUAAAGGUGUGUGUACCGUGGACAUGGAUAAUGUCCGUAAACAAUUGGAGGAGAAAACAGGAGGACAGAUUAUAUAUGCUAGAGGGGGGGUUCUGUUCCUUUUCCGAGGUAGAAAUUACAAUUACAAGACUCGUCCUAGAUAUCCUCUUAUGUUGUGGAAACCAAUAACCCCUGUUUACCCGAGGUUGGUCAAGCGAGCUCCAGAGGGUCUAACACUAGAAGAAGCCAGUGAAUUGCGCAAAAAGGGACGUGAACUUAUACCUAUACGCAAACUUGGAAAAAAUGGUGUCUACUGUGACCUUGCGAAGAAUGUCAGGGAAGCAUUUGAAGCCUGUGAAUUGGUCCGAAUUGAUUGUCAAGGGUUGAAUCCCAGUGACUAUCGGAAGAUAGGGGCCAAACUCAAGGAUCUCGUUCCAUGUGUAUUAAUCUCAUUUGAACAUGAACACAUACUAAUGUGGAGAGGAAGGGAUUGGAAGUCUCAGUUUUCCGAAGAAGAGAAAUUUGGGAAGUCUGAAAUUGAAAGUACGUCCAUUACAUCGCAUCCAGAAGGUCAAGUUAAUACGAAUUUACAUUGUUCAAUUGAGAUUGCAGGCAGCAACAAUGUUGACAUUAGUCCCUCUCCCUUUGUUGGUGAAGUUGUUGACCCUGACGAAAGCAAAAAAUUGAGAGUGAAUAUGGAUGAGGAUCUAUUAUCUGGAAUCAGUGAUGAUAUUCCAUCAUGUUCUGGCUCCACUGCUGACGGUGCAGAAACUUUGACAAAAACCUCUGGAACAAUAGCUAUUUGUGGUGGGCCAGAAGAAAUACCAUCAGAUGCUAACAAUGUGGCUCCCCAAACUUGUAAUGAGGUGCAAGAUGUUUGUGAAAAUCGUGGUCUUUGCAAGACAGAUGAUAUGAAGAUGCAUUGGAUGGAAGGAGUGAUUAUGCUUCGAAAUAAGGCUAUUGAGGGUGGUAGUGCAGUUCUUUUAGAGAAAUCUUGUUUGGAUGCUGAUAUUGUUUAUGAGAGAGCUGUUACUCUUGCCAAAUCUGCUCCCAAGGGGCCUGCUUUUGAAAAGCGACCCAGGAAGGCGUCUGUCAAAAAAGAUGAUGCAAGCAAAGUUGGGGGAGAGGUAGAAGCUUAUGCUAGUAGGGCUGGAGCAGUAGAAGCAGUAGAUGCAGCAGAAAUUAUGGUUAUUCCGGAGAAAGGUAGAAGUGUGAACAAAAGUUUAACAAAUCAACGGAAGAAGAGUUCAAGAGAAGAUUUCUCAAAUAUUGUUCCCCGUGGAAGCCUGAGGGUUGAUGAACUUGCUAAAUUGCUAGCUUAGCUAUAUUGUAUGGAAAUAAUCUGCGUUUCUUACGACAUAUAUAAAUCUGUUCUUGAUUUCUCA
Daucus carota subsp. sativus is the source of this 2294-nucleotide messenger RNA. RefSeq names its product CRS2-associated factor 1, chloroplastic. Lineage: Eukaryota; Viridiplantae; Streptophyta; Magnoliopsida; Apiales; Apiaceae. The coding region runs from base 78 to 2231 and encodes 717 amino acids. Gene Ontology annotation, biological process: Group II intron splicing. Gene Ontology annotation, molecular function: RNA binding. The record is from RefSeq and is a predicted model, not a curated record. The transcript is spliced from 5 exons.